UGUUUGGUUCUCUCGCCCAGCUGUUCCGGCUUGCUGUCUCCGCGACUCCGCGUACCUGUCCCGAACCUUCGACUUUGAGGACAAACCGUAUUUCCCAAGAAGUUCUGCGUCCGAUGGUUCAUUGAGAUGAACGUCGUCGAUGAGGGGGUAUCCGGGUUGUUGUUUGCCGGUUUCAACCAGGACCAAGGUUGCUUCGCGUGCGGCAUGCGGAACGGCUUUAGGGUCUUCAAUUGCGACCCUUUGAAGGAAAAAGAGAGACAAGACUUUGACGACGGCGGCCUCGCUCACGUCGAGAUGCUCUUCAGAUGCAACUACGUGGCGCUGGUCGGUGGCGGCCUCCAACCAAAGUACCCUCCUAAUAGGGUGGUAAUUUGGGACGAUUUGAAAAAGGAGGCGGCCAUCUCCCUGGAUUUCAGUGCGCCCGUCAAAGGUGUCCGGCUCCGACGAGACCGUAUUGUUGUGGUCCUCGAAGGUGUCAUCAAAGUCUACACCUUCACCCAAAGUCCGCAGCAGGUCCACGUCUUUGAGACGAGUCCAAAUCCUCGUGGUCUCUGCGUUUUGUGCCCAAGUUCGAGCAACUCCAUUCUGGCUUUUCCUGGUCGGAAAACUGGCCACGUCCAAUUGGUUGACCUUGCCAACACAGACAGUCCGCCAAUGGACAUCUCGGCCCACGAGACGCCCCUCAGCUGCAUCGCGCUUAAUCUCCAAGGCACCAGACUAGCAACAGCCUCAGAAAAGGGAACCUUGAUCAGGGUUUUUGACACAGCAACAGGGACAAUGGUCAAUGAAUUGCGGAGAGGGGCCAACGCAGCAAAUAUUUAUUGUAUCAAUUUCAAUAAAGACUCGAGUCUCAUCUGUGUGGCAAGCGAUCAUGGCACCGUUCACAUUUUUGCAGUGGAAGAUCCAAAGCAGAAUAAACAUUCUAGUUUGGCGUCAGCAACAUUCUUGCCAAAGUACUUCAGCUCGAGCUGGAGUUUCUGCAAAUUCCAGGUGCCAAACAGCACUCAGUGCAUGUGCGCCUUUGGCUCGGAGGCCAACUCAGUAAUAGUGGUCUGCGCCGAUGGUAGCUACUACAAAUUCACAUUCAACAGCAAGGGCGAGUGCUCUCGGAACGUCUCUGCUCAGUUUCUUGAGUGACCCAACAUGCGGAGCGUGCGCUCCUUAUAGUCGGCCAAGGUUUCCUGGUCUUCACCUGCAAAACCAUGACUGAAUGUGAAUAACUGAAAAGAUCCACCAGGAUAAUUUUUAUGAAUCAAAUUUUAUGAUGAUCAGGCUAACUGGUUUAAAUAAUUGAAUCACUUUGUCGUAGACACGAUCUUCAAAGUUUUUUUCUUUUCUUAUAUUGCUCUGAAUUCUAGGAAGCAAAAGUUGUGAUUGGACUGUUGAAACUGACUUGAACUAUUAAGCUCCCUAAAUUUAUUUUUUUAAUUUAGUGCAAACCUUUCUCAAAAGUACCUUUUGUUGUCUCAUGUGAAUUUAUAUUUUCAAGUUGGAAUAAGUUAAUUAUCAGCUGUUAGUGUAUAUUUGUAUACUCAUUGGAUGUGAGCAGAUUAAAGACUUCAAAUCUGUUAACUCUCAAAUUCA
Molecule: messenger RNA, 1584 nt
Organism: Neocloeon triangulifer
Lineage: Eukaryota; Metazoa; Arthropoda; Insecta; Ephemeroptera; Baetidae
Product: WD repeat domain phosphoinositide-interacting protein 3
Exons: 7
Coding region: 127-1137 (336 amino acids)
Biological process (GO): autophagy of mitochondrion; nucleophagy; protein lipidation
Cellular component (GO): cytosol; phagophore assembly site membrane; extrinsic component of membrane
Molecular function (GO): phosphatidylinositol-3-phosphate binding; phosphatidylinositol-3,5-bisphosphate binding; protein binding
Source: RefSeq, a predicted model, not a curated record